AUGUCUAAGAAAGAAGCUCAGACGAAACCUACAAUAGGAGCGCAUACUUUUACAAUCAAAAUGAAAUCAAACGAGAAUGAUGUUACACUGAAUGUAUGGGACACAGCAGGCCAAGAUGAGUAUAAAUGUUUCAUUCCUAUAUUCGCACAAGGCGUUGAUGUUGCAGUUAUUGUUUUUGACGUUUCAAAUUCCGAGUCGUACGAUUCGGUCCAAAUUUGGGUUGCUACAAUCAAGAAUGAGUAUCUUAUUAAUGAUAUUUUUGUUGCUGCCAAUAAAUCAGACCUUGAAUUCGAUAAGGAUGACCUCAAAGAGAUAUCGUGUUUUCUGGAUGAACAUAGCAUACCUAUGUAUUUUACAUCAGCCGUUUCUGGCAAAAAUAUACCUACCUUAUUCCAAGAUAUCGCUGAUUUGCCAUUCCCUGAAAAAGUAGCAGAAAAAGCAAUAGAAUUUAAUGAGCCGGAGUUUUCACGCGAAAAAUCCAAAUGUUGCCUGUUAAUAUAA
Molecule: messenger RNA, 501 nt
Organism: Trichomonas vaginalis G3
Lineage: Eukaryota; Parabasalia; Trichomonadida; Trichomonadidae
Product: GTPase protein
Exons: 1
Coding region: 1-501 (166 amino acids)
Molecular function (GO): GTP binding; GTPase activity
Source: RefSeq, a predicted model, not a curated record